Hevea brasiliensis (rubber tree) is the source of this 1009-nucleotide messenger RNA. RefSeq lists its product as uncharacterized. The transcript has 2 exons. The record is from RefSeq and is a predicted model, not a curated record. Gene Ontology annotation, molecular function: protein dimerization activity; DNA binding. The coding region runs from base 8 to 889 and encodes 293 amino acids. NCBI's taxonomy places the organism in Eukaryota, Viridiplantae, Streptophyta, Magnoliopsida, Malpighiales, Euphorbiaceae.
UGAGAAAAUGGCAAGUAGUGGAUUUGGAAGUUCAUCAAGUAGCAAGGGGAAAAGUAAGGUUGGUGAAUCAACAUACCCAAAUCCAAAUGAGCUUACUGCAGUUGAUUUAGACAACAUAAUGGAGCAAAUUGGGGAUGAUGAUAAUGAUGUUGAAGUUCAAGAGUUAUUCCACCACACUCAAGAAAGCCAAAAUCAACAAGCUGAGAAAGUUGAAGUAAAAAAAGCACUCACGUCCGAUAUUUUCAAAGUCCACUUUACAAAAAAACGAAGAUCUGAAAAUACAUUUGAUGUAAUUUGCAAUUACUGUGGUCAAGUCUACAAGUUCAAAAUGGGAGGUGGAUAUGGCACAUUCAAUAGGCAUUUGGAGCAAAAGCAUCCGACCAAAAUUGGUCAACAAUUAGUUUCUCAAUCUCAGCCUUCUAGUCAAGUUCAGAAUGAGCCAACCUCUAGAAUAAGCAUGGGUGAUCGUGCCUUAUUACAAAGGCAAAAAAGGCCUAGAGGAUCCCUUGGUAAUAAUUCUGAAUUUGAUAUUUAUUUAACCACUAUUUUCGAGUUUGGUGAUAAUAGUGCAGGUAAAGAAUUUCCAGUACUUGAUUGGUGGCGUCGACAUGCAAAUACUUUUCCCACCCUUGCACUAAUUGCUAAACAAAUUUUAGCAGCACCAGUCUCCACAGUUGCAGUUGAACAAGCUUUUAGUGCAGGUGGUAGUAUAUUAGAUGAGACACGAUCUAAUAUGGUUCCUGAAUCAUUAGAAGCUCAAACAUGUUUAGAUGAUUGGAUUAAGGCAGCCUUAAGGCAACAAGAGAUCACACGUGAAGGAAAUGAAGAUUUAUAUGACAUAGGAACCGAUGGAACAACAACGGAAUCGAGCGGUUGUGGAAGUGAUUAGGGUAAGGGGGUUAUCUAACUCUAAAUAGAAGGUAAGAGAACUACGUGGGCUUUGAUUCCUCUAAACCCCAAGAGGAUACGUAGGCAACUUAAUUUCUACAAAAUUAAGUUCAAGCCCUUU